Messenger RNA from Ruditapes philippinarum (Manila clam), 773 nucleotides. Its product is annotated as glutathione S-transferase kappa 1-like. The record is from RefSeq and is a predicted model, not a curated record. The transcript has 8 exons. Lineage: Eukaryota; Metazoa; Mollusca; Bivalvia; Venerida; Veneridae. Gene Ontology annotation, molecular function: glutathione transferase activity; glutathione peroxidase activity. Bases 38 to 709 code for a protein of 223 amino acids. Gene Ontology annotation, biological process: glutathione metabolic process. Gene Ontology annotation, cellular component: peroxisome; mitochondrion.
CGGUACGGGUUUUAUCCAUAUCAAUUCGCGAAUAAAAAUGGCUGCGCCCACAAGGAAAACUGUUGAAUUAUUUUAUGAUGUAGUUUCCCCUUACUCAUGGUUUGCUUUCGAGGUGCUUUGCAGGUAUAAGAAUGUAUGGAACAUAGAAUUAAAGCUGAAACCAUUUUUCCUGGGAGGAAUAAUGAAUGAAGCAAGUAACAGACCCCCAGCUAUGGUACCAAACAAAGGAAAGUACAUGUUUAAAGAAAUGCAGCUACUAGCAAAGUAUUAUAAUGUACCAUUGGUCCCACCAAAAGAUCCAGCUGAAGUUAUGUUUAACAAAGGUUCCUUGUCAGCCCAGAGGUUUAUUACAGCUGUUGAUUUAAUGGACAGUUCUAAAGUAGAGCCUUUAUCUAGGGAGCUGUGGAUGAGAAUCUGGAGUCGGGAUGAAGAUAUAGUAGAUCCUGACAGCUUACAACAGGCUGGACAAAAGGCUGGUUUGGGUGACGAGCAAGUGAAAUCCUGUCUUCAAAAAAUGAAGGAUCAAGCUGUUAAAGAAAGAUUAAAACAAUAUACAAGUGAAGCUCUAGAGUACGAGGCAUUUGGGUCACCUACAAUAAUUGCUCAUGUUAAGAAGCCAGUGAUGUUGUUUGGAUCAGAUAGAUUCCCAAUCCUUGCCCAAGUAUUAAAUGAGAAAUGGGAUGGGCCAAUACCAGGAAGCAAACUGUGAUAAUUUUAUAUUUUUAUAAAGAUAUAUUAUUCUUUUGUUAUGUUUUGCUAGUACAUGUAAUGUA